Penicillium alfredii is the source of this 1332-nucleotide messenger RNA. Its product is annotated as SDR family oxidoreductase. The coding region runs from base 1 to 1332 and encodes 443 amino acids. NCBI's taxonomy places the organism in Eukaryota, Fungi, Ascomycota, Eurotiomycetes, Eurotiales, Aspergillaceae. The record is from RefSeq and is a predicted model, not a curated record. The transcript has 2 exons.
AUGAGUUCAGAAAACUACCCUGUUCACCGCAAUGGCAUCUACCGUAACCUCCCCACCUUCGACCCAUCUAUCACCGGAUUAACCGCUAUUGUGACUGGCGCCAAUGGAAUCUCUGGUUUCCACACUCUGCGAGUGUUGCUGGAGAGCCCUGAACGAUGGUCCAAGAUCUACGCCUUAUCCCGUCGACCUCCUCCCAAGGAGAUGUUGGCUUUGCUCUCCGAGUCUCAACGAUCGCGUCUACAGCACGUGGCCGUGGAUUUCCUGGAAGAGCCAUCGAAAAUUGCGGAUGUUUUGAAAUCAGUCCAUGUCACCGCCGACUACAUCUUCUUCUACUCCUAUCUCCAGCCCAAGCCACCAGUCGGGGCUCCAGUCUGGUCCAACGCCGAGGAAUUGGUCAAAGUCAACAGUGCCCUCCUCGACAACUUCCUGCAGGCGAUCAUGCUUGCGAAAAUUACUCCCAGACGCUUCCUGCUCCAGACAGGAGCAAAGCACUACGGGGUGCAGAUCGGUCGUCUCCGCACGCCAGCCAUCGAAUCCGACCCCUACCUAUCCCACCUGGAGCCGAACUUCUACUACCCGCAGGAAGAAUCCCUGUUCAAUUACUGCAAAGCGCAAAAUACUUCGUGGAAUGUGAUCCGGCCGGCCUGGGUUCUCGGCGCUGUCACCAACGCCCAAAUGAACGCUCUGCUGCCCGUGGCCAUCUAUGCAGCCGUCCAGGCCCGAAAGGGAGAACCCAUUGCUUUCCCCAGUGAUUGGGAGACAUGGCAAUACGAGUCACAUCACUCGACGGCUUUGCUGACUGGCUAUCUGUCCGAAUGGGCUGUGCUAGAAGACAAAGCCAAGAACGAGGCGUUUAACGCGCAAGACACCGGCCCGGUGACCUGGGACAGAUUCUACGAGGAACUGACCCACUGGUUUGGCGUUGCAAAGGGCGUCAUCCCGCCGGAGGAAGAUCUAUCCAAGUUCGAGGAGUCGGUUGGAAAGGCCGGUGCAGACACACCGAUGGGAUACGGUCCUCCAUUGGUUCAUCGAACUACCUUCUCACUCGUGGAUUGGGCUUCCAAGCCCGAGAACAAAGCAGCCUGGUUGGAACUGCAGAAGGAAUCGGGCGGCCAGCUCACCUCCAACCCGUUUGACGAUCCCGAGACAAACUUUUCGUUUGGUGACCAAGCCUUCAGGAAAGUUCCAAGUAUGAAUAUGAACAAAGCUCGCCGGCUGGGCUGGACGGGAUUUGUCGACACGAUCGAAUCCUUGUUUGAGAUUUACUCUGAAAUGGGCGAUUUGGGUAUGCUGCCGCGCUUGAAAGCUGAUAAGCCCAACCCGCUUGUUUGA